This is a messenger RNA of Penicillium subrubescens, 1854 nucleotides long. Its product is annotated as UDP-glucose 6-dehydrogenase. NCBI's taxonomy places the organism in Eukaryota, Fungi, Ascomycota, Eurotiomycetes, Eurotiales, Aspergillaceae. Gene Ontology annotation, biological process: glycosaminoglycan biosynthetic process; polysaccharide biosynthetic process. The transcript is spliced from 2 exons. Gene Ontology annotation, cellular component: nucleus; cytosol. The coding region runs from base 1 to 1854 and encodes 617 amino acids. The record is from RefSeq and is a predicted model, not a curated record. Gene Ontology annotation, molecular function: NAD binding; UDP-glucose 6-dehydrogenase activity.
AUGCCCUCCACGGAGUCUGUCUUCGACUCCGAGACGGUAGGCGUCUCGACUUUGCCGACAACACCUGAUCGAAGUGCGUCAUGCAGUCCUGCACUAGACGAGAGCACAGAUGAGCAUGAUGGCGCAUCCAACGGAACUAAAACCACAUCGGAAGCCGAUAGCGAUAUCGAGAACAAAUUCCACUCCAAGACUAUUCGCAGUAUUUGCUGCGUAGGAGCGGGAUAUGUCGGUGGUCCAACGGCUGCCGUCCUUGCACUCAAGAACCCAUCCAUCAAGGUGACGGUUGUUGAUCGUGACGACCGUCGUAUCCGACGAUGGAAUUCUCGGCAUCUUCCAAUCUAUGAGCCGGGUCUUACUGAGGUUGUUCGGAUCGCACGAGAUGGCUUGGGAGAAGUCUCUCGAGUACAGGGCUCGGGCGCAAUAGAGGGUUUGCGAAAGCCAAAUCUCUUCUUUUCUGCAGAUGUAUCUCGCUGCAUCAGUGAAGCAGAUGCAGUUUUGAUUGCUGUCAACACACCGACAAAGAUGCGUGGUACCGGUAAAGGUUGUGCCACUGAUAUGACAAGCUUCGAAGCCGUUGCCGCAGAGGUUGUGCGCCAUGCAAGGGAUGGCACGAUAAUUGUCGAGAAAAGCACAGUUCCCUGCAGGACUGCACAGAUGAUUCAAGAAAUGAUUCGUAUUCAAAGACCAGGUGCUCAUUUUGAAAUCCUUUCCAAUCCCGAGUUCUUGGCCGCAGGAACAGCUGUGCAAGAUCUUCUUCGCCCAGACCGCAUCAUUAUUGGAUCUGGAACCACCCCUGAAGGGCUUUCAGCUGCAGAAGCUCUUGCAAAAGUUUACGCCUCAUGGAUUGACCGCAAGAGAAUCAUCACGACCAACGUAUGGUCAUCAGAGUUGGCUAAGCUAGUCGCCAACUCUAUGCUUGCUCAACGCCUAAGCAGUAUCAAUAGUAUUUCUGCACUCUGCGAGGCAACCGGUGCUGAGAUCAAUGAGGUCUCGGCCGCAAUCGGCGCUGAUACUCGACUUGGUUCCAAGUUCCUCCGUGCCGGCAUUGGGUUCGGUGGCUCCUGCUUCAAGAAGGAUGUCCUGAGUCUGGUAUACCUUGCUGAGUCCCUCAAUCUGCAGGAGGUUGGUGAUUAUUGGCGUCAAGUUGUCGAGAUGAACGAGUAUCAACGCAACCGUUUCACUUCUCGAGUAAUUAAGCGAUUGAACAGUACGCUUGUCACGAAAAAAAUUUGCAUACUCGGGUAUGCCUUCAAGAAGAACACCUCGGAUACUCGAGAAGCACCGGCUCUCGAGAUCAUCAAGAGUCUGCUGGACGAAAACCCACGUGAAAUCGCAAUUUUUGAUCCCUGCUGUAAUCCAGUCGUCAUUGAAAAUGAGAUUCGCUCGUUGCAGAAUUACGGGCCUCCUGUUCUGAGUGACGACGGUGGGUCUGUCAAGGUUUACUCUGAUGCAUACGCAGCUUGUGCCGGCUCGAAUGCCAUUUUACUCGUCACCGAAUUUGACGAGUUUUUGAACUUCCCUCUCCUCUCUAAUGCCGCGUCUUCCGGUGUCAACUCACAGGGAAAGAGUAAGAUCUCUCCUUCCGAGGUCAACGAGUCCGCUAAGCAGCACUUCAAUGACGAGCCGGAGUGUGCUGCCGACUGUCCAGACUGCCAAUCAGGUACUGGUUACGGAGAUUCCAGUGCUGAUAAUGUCGAAAACUCACCGAAGAAACAGCUAGACUGGAGGAGAAUCUCCGGGGAAAUGCAAUCCCCUAAAUGGCUCUUUGAUGGGCGAUGUGUGAUAGAUGUGCCCAAGAUGGAAUCACUUGGAAUUCGGGUUGAAGCGAUUGGUUCUGCCGGGUGGACUGUCUAG